Microthlaspi erraticum is the source of this 579-nucleotide messenger RNA. Lineage: Eukaryota; Viridiplantae; Streptophyta; Magnoliopsida; Brassicales; Brassicaceae. The record is from the annotation of a GenBank genome assembly.
AUGCGGGCACGUGAGAUGGAUUCUCAACCCUCCGAUGUAGACACGUGGCACUCCGAUCUAAAAAUCUCGACCUUAUCGGGUCCCACCUUCCAAUCGAGCUUAUCCACCUUGCGUGAGCUAAGAUCCGCGCGCCACGUCGGACCAAUUUCAACGGUUUUGAUAACGUGCGCACUAACAAACCCUCCCUCCAUGGGCUUACUCGACCAUCUCUGGGAUGAUACCGUCGCUGGUCCGCGGCCGGAGAACGGCCUCGGCAAGCUUCGGAAACACCAUACCUUCAGUUUCCGGCCUAGCUCCGGCAAUGAUCAACCGGACGGUGGAACUCCGAGAUCGUACGGUGAUGAUUCGCCAGAAGACGCCGUGAAAGUAACACGUAGCAUCAUGAUAAUAAAACCACCAGGAUACCAAGGCGGUUCAGCUCCGGUUUCGCCUGCCGGUUCAACUCCACCGGUGUCUCCUUUCUCUGGAGGAAAGGAACCCUUUCGGUUUAGGAGACGGUCGACAUCGGACGAUAAGGCAGCAGCAGGAGUAUCUUCAGAGUGUGGACCAAGGAGCUCUCCUCCUUCUUACGGCCUGUGA